Haliaeetus leucocephalus (bald eagle) is the source of this 1177-nucleotide messenger RNA. RefSeq names its product NSA2 ribosome biogenesis homolog (S. cerevisiae) (gene NSA2). The transcript is spliced from 6 exons. The coding region runs from base 1 to 960 and encodes 319 amino acids. Gene Ontology annotation, biological process: maturation of 5.8S rRNA; maturation of LSU-rRNA. The record is from RefSeq and is a predicted model, not a curated record. Gene Ontology annotation, cellular component: nucleolus; preribosome, large subunit precursor. NCBI's taxonomy places the organism in Eukaryota, Metazoa, Chordata, Aves, Accipitriformes, Accipitridae.
AUGCGGGCCGGCCGCGGCCCCGGCCCCCGCCGGGACAGCCGCCAUUCCACCGGAAGGCGCGUUCGCGCUUCCUCUCCCCGCCGGCCCCAUCACCUCACCGCCCCGGGGGGCAGCGCCGGCGCCGGCCGCCCGGCCCUCGGCCGCCGGUUCCCGCUGACGGCGCUGCCUUGUGCCCCACAGCCGCAGAACGAGUACAUCGAGCUGCACCGCAAGCGCUAUGGGUACCGCCUGGACUACCACGAGAGGAGGAGGAAGAAGGAGGGCCGCGAGGCUCACGAGCGGUCGCGGAAGGCGAAGAAGAUGAUCGGGCUGAAGGCCAAGCUCUACCACAAGCAGCGGCACGCCGAGAAGAUACAGAUGAAGAAGACCAUUAAGAUGCAUGAAAAGAGAAAUACGAAGAAAAAGAAUGAUGAAAAAACACCUAAAGGAGCUGUACCAGCAUACCUGCUCGACAGAGAAGGCCAGUCCCGGGCUAAGGUUCUCUCUAACAUGAUCAAGCAGAAAAGAAAAGAAAAAGCUGGGAAAUGGGAGGUUCCUGUGCCAAAGGUCCGUGCACAAGGAGAAACAGAAGUUUUAAAAGUAAUUCGUACAGGAAAGAGAAAGAAGAAGGCCUGGAAAAGAAUGGUUACCAAAGUUUGUUUUGUUGGAGAUGGCUUUACUAGGAAGCCUCCUAAAUACGAACGCUUCAUUCGACCAAUGGGCUUACGUUUCAAGAAGGCACAUGUGACACAUCCUGAACUUAAAGCUACUUUUUGCCUACCUAUCCUUGGUGUAAAAAAGAAUCCUUCUUCUCCUUUGUAUACAACGCUGGGUGUAAUUACCAAGGGUACCGUCAUUGAGGUGAACGUGAGUGAGCUUGGCCUCGUGACACAAGGGGGAAAAGUUAUCUGGGGGAAAUAUGCACAAGUAACAAACAAUCCAGAAAAUGAUGGCUGUAUUAACGCAGUUCUACUUGUUUAAGUUGUGUUUGAUACUAAGCAUUGGACGUGGGCUCCUGCAAAACCAGUGGCAUUUCAACAAGUUUGCAAGAUCUCUGGAACCUUCAACCAUUCAAGAACAUUGAUCCUACAAGCUGGUGAGGAACUUAACCGUGCCAGAAAUGACUGCUUGGGAUUCUAUAUUUAUUAUGUUUGCUCAGCUGAACACUGUCCAAAUAAAGUGAUUCAAUUUUAAUGUU